This is a messenger RNA of Hippocampus comes (tiger tail seahorse), 4230 nucleotides long. It is a transcript of the gene dennd5b, whose product is annotated as DENN/MADD domain containing 5B. NCBI's taxonomy places the organism in Eukaryota, Metazoa, Chordata, Actinopteri, Syngnathiformes, Syngnathidae. The record is from RefSeq and is a predicted model, not a curated record. The transcript has 22 exons. The coding region runs from base 258 to 4037 and encodes 1259 amino acids. Gene Ontology annotation, molecular function: small GTPase binding; guanyl-nucleotide exchange factor activity.
CCGCACCUCCCUCCUCCCUAGGCCCGACACGCUGCCUCCUCCCCCGGACAGCCCACACUAAAUGACGGUCGUACCAUCCGGUGCUACUCCACCACUUUAGCCAGCAGCCGGACCCCCGCGCGAACAACACCCAGCCGGUAGACCGGGAGGCAGGCGACGUUCUUCCGAAGCUAUCGACUCGACCCGGCUAUGUUGAGCCAGCAGCGGAACGUUUAGACUGAUUUCCAAGCAGCUUUUCUCUCUCCGCUUGACCGAGGAUGAGCACCACCGCGGCGGCCACCGGAUCGGCUUCUUGCCGCUUUGCCCACUACUUCGUCGUGUGCGGACUGGACCCUGAGACAGGCCUGGAGCCGGAUGAUGGAGCAGGGGAGAGCUUUGAGCAGAGUCCAAUCCACCGCUCCUUCAAAUCUAGGCUUCUGGUCCACUACCCCAAGAGCACAGACAGGAACCCCUUCAAUAAGGAUGCGGUUAACAUGCUCUGCAUGCCGAGGGGUCUGUCUUUCCGCACUCAGGUCGACCGCCUGGAGUCUCACUUCCACUCGUUCACUGUUGGCUUUGAGGAUGGUUCGCGCUCUUACGGCUUUGUCCACACCUUCUACGAGGAGGUGACGGGUGCGCAGAUCAUCACAGCCAUGCAGACCCUUCACAGGAUGCACCACGUGGAGCACCACUCCGCUUCCUCUUCGUCCGCCUCCUCGUCCGCAUCCUCGCCCUCCACCUCCAGCAUGGACUCGCUGGUGAGCAGUCUGGAUGAGUCGGACGGCGAGUCUCUUGCCACCGGCAACGCCGCCGCCACCUGUCUGGGUUGCACCGGCUCCUUCGACCCGUCUCAUGACACGCUGUAUGUGUCCAAAGCCCUCUGCCUCCUUACGCCGCUCCCCUUCCUUGGAGCGUCUCAACACUUCCUGUCUCAGCUGCACCAAGCCGUCGCCUCCCAAACGGCACCACCUCUACCGCUGGAAAGCUACAUCCACAACAUCCUCUAUGAGGUUCCCCUGCCACCGCCCGGCCGCUCGCUUAGGUUUCACGGCGUGCAGGGCCCCAUCUUGUGCCAACGGCCUGGCCCCUGUGAGCUUCCGCUCGCAGAGUAUCCUCUGGGAGAAGCCUUCUCCCUGCUCGGUGUGGACAACAUGGUGCAGCUGGUUACUUGCUCACUUCUGGAGACGCAAAUACUGCUCUACUCUCAAGACUACCAACGCUUGAUGACAGUGGCUGAGGGCAUCACCACAUUGUUGUUCCCAUUCCAGUGGCAGCACAUCUACCUUCCCAUCAUUUCCACACCUUUACACCACCUGCUGGAUGCUCCUGUACCCUUCUUAAUGGGCAUCCAGCGCAGGGAUGGUGUUCAGCGAGCCUCCCUCCACCUGCCGCACGAGGCCAACCUUUGCUUUGUGGACAUUGACAACCACUGCAUGGAUUCUCCGGAGGGUCUCCCCGCCUUUCCGGACCAAGCCGAGCUGGUGCGGGAACUGAGUGACAUCCUGCAGCAUUUUGGGGUCCCCCUGCAGGGAGGAGCCCUUACAAAGCCCACCCCGGCCUCUCCUCAUCUGAGUAGCCUGGUCCUGGAGGAUCUGAUGGAAGACAGAAGGAACGGAAACCUCGGAGGCGAAGAACUGGAGGCGCUGGAGAGGCUACAGGCUCUGGCUUGGAGGUGCGGAGGAGACAAGAUGUCGGGUGAAGGGAAGACGCUGGAACGCGUGUGGAAGGAGGAAGAGGAGGCUAUGAGUGAGGCGAAGAUGAACAUUCAACUUCGGGAGGUGUUUGCUGGACGCUUCGCUACCUUGUUCAGCCGCUAUGAGGAGUUUGUGAUCCACAGUGCACUUGAUUUGGAGUCCUGGAUGAGUAACCGAGAGGGAACGUUCAACUUUGACAAGGGUGCCUUCCUCUCAGCUCAACCUGUGACCCACUUGCACUUCCUGUCCCGUUUCCUGGAGACGUCCAUGUUUUCAUCUUUUGCCGACGGCAAGGUGAUCUCUCGCUGGGCUGACCGCGAGCCACUGCAACAGCUCUUUGACAGCCGCCUGGAAAGGGAGCGACUCUACGACACGGACCAGGUUGACUCUCCCGGCAGUCACUACAGGAAAUGCUCCACCCUUUUUGAAUCAGCUCAGGCCAUUGAGCGCCGGCUGCUGAAGGCCGACCACACUGCCAUACACCCGCACCUCCUGGACAUGAGGAUCGGCCAGGGUCGCCACCAGCCGGGCUACUUUCCCAAGCUGCAGGCCGAUGUUCUCAUACACUCGCAAAGCAUCAACAAGCGGUCCAGUCGUGUCACAGCAUCCCGCAUAUCCGAUCCCAGGAGGAUGUCAGCAGCAGGAGAGCUCUCUGCACCAGAUGGUGAACAAAGACAGAAGCACUCAUUGGCAAGGAAGCAUCUUAACCAGCUGAAGUUUCUGGACCUGUCGCCUCAAGUCAUCGCUCAGACCCACAGGGAGUUUGUUCAAGGGCUGCUGAGUGAGUGUCGAUUGAAGACCAAACGUAUGUUGAUGGAGAGGAUGGGGAAGGAGAGUGUGGAAGUGGGUCAGGGGGAGGCCAACAUCACUGGCCUGCAGGAGAACACGCUAAUUCACAGUCUGUGCGACCUACUGGAGAGAACCUGGGGCCACGGUCUGCAGAUGAAACAGGGCAAAUCAGCUCUGUGGUCGCACCUGCUUCAUUUCCAGGCAACCUUGGAGAAGACAGAGGUGCCUGCUGAGUCUCCAGGCGCAGAGCAGAGAACAUAUGACGAUGGCGCUGUCCUUCUAAGAGGAUCCUUAGUACAAGAUAUGAGGUUUAUCCAAACAAUGAGUGAGGGUCUGUCUGAGGUGGGACAAGCCCGGGCCUGGAUCAGCUUGGCCCUGGAGAAGAAGAUGCUCUCACAGCACCUUAAAGAGCUGCUUACAAACCAGGAAUUGCUUCGACAGUUAUACAAGCCUCACGCUUUCCUUCUGUGCGAGGAAGAAAGGGAACAGUUUCUAUACCAUCUUCUCUCUCUCAACACGGUGGACUACCUCUGCUUCACGCGCGCCUUCGCUUCUAUCAACAUUCCCUAUCGUGUCGCCAUCAUCCCCAUGAAGAAGCUGAGCAUCGCCAUGGCGACUGUCCACCCAUGGGUGUGCGUGUCUGGAGAAAUGGGAGAUUCGGGAGUGAGACAGAUCCCCAAGAAUACCCAAGAGAUUUUUUUUGAGUGCAAGAACCUGGGCCGACUGAGCACUUUGCAGCUGGGACAGGAGAACUCGGGCCUGCUGGCCAAGUGUCUCAUUGACUGCGUGAUGGUCUACAAUGAGAUCACGGGUCAUACAUACAAGUUCCCUUGUGGUCGAUGGUUGGGGAAAGGCGUGGGCGACGGCAGCCUGGAACGAGUCCUCAUUGGUCACUUGGUAUCACCUGGUGGAGAGGAGGAUUCCGGAAGAUGGACUGGGACCCCGCCAGAGUUGGCCUCACCCUCCCAAGGUGUACGAGCUGUGUUGGGAUCCCUUGGAAACCGGGCGAGAGUGUUGUCUGUUGAAGUCCAUGAAGACAUGCGGGAGGCAGCCAAUAACCUUGUCAAGCACUUUCACAAACCUGAACAAGAGAGAGGCAACCUGACCAUGUUGCUAUGUGGCGAAGGAGGACUGGUUCCCUCUUUGGAGAAGUUCCUCCUCCAUGGCUUCAAGUCCAGCCGCCUUUUCCAGAGAAAUGUGUUUGUUUGGGACUUUGUGGGUGAGUGCUGUGCUUUUCUCACGGCUGACCAGCUGGGCCACCCACCAGGCUCCAUGUUGAUAAAGGAGCCGCCUUGUGACUUGCUCUGCCACUACGUCAACUCCAUUAGCGCCUCACCGCGAAAUAUUGGGAAAGAGGGCAAGUUCCAGCUGUUGGUUUGCCUCGGAGUCAGGGAUCGUCUCCUCUCUCAGUGGCUUCCCCUUCUAGCCGAGUGUCCCCUAACGUCACGUACCUACGAGGACGGCGCCCUGAUGCGCGACCGCGCGGCCGUGUGCUCACUCUCUCGCAUCUUGCACACACUCAACGAGUUCGCCGUUACGCUGGAGACGUCUCUGGUCAAGGGCGUGGCCCUCUGACACAUCAUCGAGGACGUUGCCACGCAGGCUUCUGAACUCCUUGUUUGCUGUUAAAAAAAAAAGGCCCGUGGACGUGAAUGAUGCCACGUGAGCUCCAAACCUUUUGCCUUGUAAAUGUCUUUACACACUGUAUCUGCUUCGGGAAGUAGUCAGAUUCUCCUUCGUGUGAUUACACUGUGAAAAGAAAAAAAAA